AUGUCGAAAGUUGUCAGUAACAAGGAGAAGAAAUCCUUCAGUAAAAAACUCUUCCGGAGGAGCUCUGUCCGCUCCGUUGGGAGCUUUAUGAACAGAGUUCUCCGGACUCUGUCCACUCUGUCUCAUUUCGGCACCGACGAGCAGGCCGCCGAGGAUGAGAAGGACGACGCGACUCUGAUUCCGACCACCACCGGAGGCUCGGUCCCGUCCGACGACAGCGACUGUGGGGGUUUCCCCUUCGGAGACAAGGUGCCGGGGGUAGCCGGACUCAAGAACCACGGAAACACCUGCUUCAUGAACGCUAUCCUGCAGUGCCUGAGCAACACGGAGCUCUUUGCCGAGUACCUGGCUCUGGAGCAGUUUAAAGGGGGAGAGACGACCAGCAGCAGCAACGAUAAGGCCAAAUCCAACGGGGUGCUGGUGCAGAAGAAGGCGAGCCAGCAGCAGCAGGAGGCCGGGGAGGUGACCGAGCAGCUGUCCGGUCUGGUUCGGGCUCUCUGGACCUUUGAGUACACACCUCAGCACAGUAGAGACUUCAAGAAUGUAGUGUCCAAGAGCGCCCUUCAGUUCAAGGGUAACUCCCAGCACGACGCACAGGAAUUCCUCCUCUGGUUGCUGGAUAGAGUUCAUGAAGACCUCAACCAUAUCGUCCACCCUGACAUCAGACCCCCCAGGAAGCCUCCAGUAGAGGAGGAAAAUGCCCCUGAAGGAUCUCCACUACCAGCACCUGGCUCUUUUGUACAGGAGUUGUUUCAGGCACAAUACAGGUCCUCCCUGACUUGCCCUCACUGCCAGAAACAGAGCAACACCUUUGAUCCUUUCCUCUGCAUCUCACUGCCAAUCCCGGUACCUCACACACGGCCGCUGUAUGUGACAGUGGUGUACCAAGGAAAGUGCUCCCACUGCAUGAGAGUCGGGGUGGCGGUGCCUCUUUCUGGCACCGUGUCCAGGCUGAGACAAGCUGUGGCCCAAGAGACCAAAAUCCCUGCCCAACAGAUCGUCCUCACUGAAAUGUACUUUGACGGCUUUCAUCGCUCCUUCUGUGACGAUGUCGACGACCUUGAGAUCAUUCAGGAGAGCGACUCCAUCUUCGCCUUCGAGACACCUGAGCUAUUCAGACCGGAGCAGAUUCGCUCCAAGCGAGGCGGGAGCCCACACGCAAAUCUCAACCAGAACAACUUAAAGUAUGGCACAGAUAAUAACAGGAUAUCCACACAAAUACAAGAGCCGACAACCCCGCCUCAGAGUCCCAAUAAGAAUAGUGGACAGGCUGAGAAGAUCGUCCUGUUGGUGUGUAACAGAGCCUGCGCUGGACAGCAAGGACGCAGGUUUGGUAAUCCUUUUAUUCUGUAUUUGGAGCGCACAGUGACAUGGGAUGUACUUCAGAAAGAGAUCUUGGAGAAGAUGCGGCAUCUUUUGCGCCCUGGAGUCUUUGUGCAGGUGGGGCCCUUCACUCUGCGUGUGGUAGGAGUGGUUGGAAUCACAUAUCUCUUGCCUCAGGAGGAGCAGCCGCUCUGCCAUCCCUCCGUGGAGAGGGCAUUCAAGUCCUGCGGUCCCGGAGGGCCACCUCAUGUCAAAAUCGUUGUUGAAUGGGACAAGGAGACGAAAGAUUAUCUGUUCAAAAGAACGGAGGAUGAAUACAUCCCAGAUGCUGAAAGCGUACGUCAAGUAAAGGAGCAGCACCUGCAGCCUCAGACCUGCUCACUUGCCCAAUGCUUUCAACUCUACACCAAAGAGGAACAGCUUGCUCCUGAUGAUGCGUGGCGAUGUCCACACUGUAAGCAGCUUCAGCAGGGCAGCAUCAAGCUCAGUCUGUGGACCCUGCCAGACAUCCUCAUACUGCACCUGAAACGCUUUAGACAGGAUGGGGAUCGAAGAAUGAAGAUGCAGAACAUGGUGAAGUUCCCGCUCACGGGCAUGGACAUGGCACCCCAUAUGGUAAAGAGGAGCCAGAGCAGCUGGAGCCUCCCCUCACACUGGUCACCGUGGAGACGACCUUAUGGAUUGGGCCGUGACCCGGAGGACUACCUUUAUGACUUGUACGCAGUGUGUAAUCAUCAUGGGACCAUGCAGGGAGGACAUUACACAGCUCACUGUAAGAACUCCAUAGAUGGACAGUGGUAUUGCUUUGAUGACAGCGAUGUUCAGCCCAUAUCUGAAGAUGAGGUCUGCAAGCAGACUGGUUACAUCUUGUUUUAUCAAAGACGCGCUACAAUUCCAUCUUGGUCUGCCAACAGUUCUGUGGGAGGAUCCACCAGUUCCUCUUUGUGUGAGCACUGGAUCAGUCGACUGAUGGGCAGCCGUCCACCGAGCCAAGCCUCGUCUGGUUCCUCCAGACGCACCUCGCUGGCCUCCCUCUCUGAGUCAGCUGAGUUUGCUGGUGAACGGAGCGAGGAUGAUGGCUUAUCGAGCCGGCCAGCAGUAAGGGGCAUGCAAAGACAAACAUUCUCCUCAAGAUCUUCCAUUGCCAGCCCGCUGGCGCUUAGUGAAAACGGCACCAAACCAUCCUGGUCCCACUCCGCUAAGCUCCAACUCCGCUCCAACUCUCCCUCGCGCUUUUCCCUGGAAUCCCACUCCUCCUCUCCGACACUGGAAAGGAUAGGAGAGGUGGUUGAUACCAAGCUGACAACCUCCUGCUUCCCUGGGUCACCUAAACUAGACAAAGCAUUGGGGGGAAAGUCUGCCCUUGCAGCUUUGGAUGGCAAUGUAGGCAGUAAGAAGCUGUUAGAGCAGGUUCACUCUAAGGCUGUGGCUCAGGCAGAGCAGAGGAGCCCUCUCCAGACUGGGGACAACAACAAUCUAGUCGCUGCUUCUGAGCAGAUCAGUCCUCGACACGGGGCAGCUGCAAAGGACCCGAAGCUUAGAAAUGGGGCUGCAGAUAGUGCUGGUGUUAAAAGGACCUCAGCAAGUCCCAAGAAGCGUCCUGCCACCUCCUCAACAUCAUCCAGCUCUCUGUCCCCUGCAUCCCCAGCCGUUGACAAGUUACCAUCUCGAACACAGACAAAGAGUGCAGCAUCAGCAUCGACCACAAAGGAAAAAAGCGACGGUCUACCUAAAACUAGCAAGGCUGGUUCCUCGAGAACAGCAACCCCCUCCAAGAAAGGUUCCCAAACCCCGGAGGUAUUACAUCCGGACUCUGCCCAACAAAAGAAGAGCGGUUCUCCGGGAUCACAAAGCUCCCACCCUCAAAGGAGGACAUCACCCAGAGGGGGAGGCGAGAAAAGCUCAGCCUCAGGAAGGACUAAAGCAGCAGACAGGAGCACGAGCCGAGAAUCCUCACGGACGAAUGCGAUCUCAGAGAAGAAGGUUAACCAGAGCGGUCCUCCCUCCAGGACGAGCGCUGCUAGCAGAGCGGAAAGCAGGCCGGGCCGUGCUGCUGAGAACAGGGCGGCGGGCCGGAGUUCGAGCAGUAGUUCUUCAAUGGCUAGUCUCCGAUCCUCAAGUGUGGGUGUUUCCUCUGCAAGCGCAGCCCCGCCGCCAUCAAGGGGGGCUCGACGGAACAGUAAGACAGAGGACAAAGGUUUAUCUUUCUUCAAAACCGCUCUGAGGCCAAAAGAGACCCGUAAGUCAGCGGAUAGUGGGAAAGCAGGGGCAGGAGAGGCUAAAGCAAGUCCAGAGGAGGGUGGUGGGGACGCAGCUAGAGAGGGAAUCCCCAAGAAAGCCCAGAAUGUGGCUUCAGAAGCCCAAAGUAAUGUGACCACAGCCAAAGACAAGGAAUCCUCGAAGGCGUCCGCUGCAGCUAAGCAUUCACUGCUGCCCUCCACAAAGUCCAAGACAGCCGGAGCAGAAACAACCACCCAGUCGUCAGCCAAUGCAAAAGACCCUUCAAAGAAAGAGCCUACUAAAAAGACAAUGCAGUCCAGGAAAAUCCCCAUCAACUCUACACAAACUAGCCAGAGGGCCAAGUGACAUUAUUUGAAAGGCCUGUAACAAUCUCUCUAGUGCAGCUCUGAGGUGUUUUGACCAUCAAAACCAGACCGAUCGUCUGACAAACAUCUUUAAAGCACCUGUAGCUUUUUCAGUAGUUACUGAAUACCAGCUGCCAUACUGGACACUUCCUGUCCACAUUGUUAAAUAGUUACUUAGGAAUGGAUUUUAAUGAAGCACUUUGUAUGGAUUGCAUUGAUUUUGAGGAAUAUAAUACUGUAAUGUAAAUAAGCAUGGACUGCACAUGUAUUGAAAUUAUUGCCUUGUUCUGUCUGUAGCAUAGUUGGGAGAAGUCCAUCUUCAAUAGGAGGUGAAAAUAAAAGUGACUUUGCACAAGAUGGAAAGCGGAUAUAAACUUUUACGUCAAACAUGGACUCCUCAGUCACCAAAGGACGUUUACCGGCAAUUUUUAACAUGCUGAUGCAGUGAAAUAUUUCCAAAAAUCUUUAUGUACAGCUCUCCGUCAGUAUUGAGAGCCAUAUGUCGACAAACAUCAGUGCCUCAGAUAAUCAAAGUAUUUAAUCUAAAUUGUAUAAUUGCAGGUGUUGGUAAAUUUAUAAUUCAAUUUUAAUAUUUAUAAAGCACUGAAAAUGUAAUUUCAAGUCAAACACAAUUAAGCCUAUUUAACCUGAACCGCUGUUUACAUAUGCUCCUUGGUGUAGUAAUUGUGCAACAGCCUUUAAGAAGUAUUUUUGUGCAGCCAGAGCGGAGAUUGUUGUCGAGAGGCAGGCGAAAGUGCAGGAAUGAAGCAUGUGUCGUUGGUGUUAAAUGUCUGGAGACUUUCGGUUUGUAAUGGUUCUUAAAUGUUUGUGUUUUAUUUACUAGUAAAUAACCUAUUACCCCUCAGACAAACCUCCCCCGCCUGUCACCACCUCUGCCCUCCAGCUGCUGAUGCCAACACUCAACUGCGGUGUUCCUCACGGGGAUCAGCCUCUUCAGACUGCCAGACAUCUCCAAACAUUCCUCUCAGAUGAACACAGGGUUAAUGUAAAAAGCCACCACGCACACACACACACACACAUGCUCAAAGACAGCUGGGAUGCCUUCGUUGAAAAAAAAAAAUCACACAAAAAAAACACCAUACAUGUACAUAGAGCAUUAUGGUAUGUUUGAGCCAUCUUCUGUCCUCACGUGUGACAUCACAGCUUGUGCACAUCUCUAGCUCGCAUCGCAGAGUAGGUUGAACGCACGGAUGCAGGUCGAGAAAAAGAGAUCACCACUCACGGAAUAUAUGACAGUUGUUGCAUGAUAAAUUGCUUAUGCAUGCACCUAACUAUGCAAGCAGAUUCUUGCUAAUGCCCACACUGAGUAUGUAGACGUGCUACUCUUGGAUGUGUAUAUAUUUCUAACUGUAUAUUUUUCCAAAUGCCAGCAUCAGAGAGCAUGUUAAGGCAUCCUUUAUUGACGCUUUGUUUGCACAUUUCUUCAAAGUAAUACACAUUUUGUAUGAAUGAUAAGUAUUGCUCAUUCACUCCUCUCAAAGUAAAUCAACUCACUUGCAAAUUAAUGUUUUCUGUAUUCAUUUGUCUCAUGU
Messenger RNA from Plectropomus leopardus (leopard coralgrouper), 5461 nucleotides. Its product is annotated as ubiquitin carboxyl-terminal hydrolase 31-like. The record is from RefSeq and is a predicted model, not a curated record. NCBI's taxonomy places the organism in Eukaryota, Metazoa, Chordata, Actinopteri, Perciformes, Serranidae. Gene Ontology annotation, molecular function: cysteine-type deubiquitinase activity. Gene Ontology annotation, biological process: protein deubiquitination.